AUGGACAUCGGCGGUUUGGAGACGGUGGUGGCGAACUCGGCCUAUGUGUCCGCCCGAGGCAGCGUGGACGGAGCUGCAGCAGCCUCCAUGCGUGACAAGAAGAUGCGUGCCAGGUUGAAACUGCCGCACAUCAGAGAUUGUGAACACAUGAAGACGACUGUAGACAUGGCAUUUGACAGCAUGUGCAUCCAGCAGCCCAUCGGCAAGCGCCUGUUCCAAAUGUAUCUUGAAAGUGAUGCAACCCAUAAAAACACUGGGGAGCUGUGGAAGGACUUUGAAGACUACACAAUAUGCACGGAGAAGGACAGAGUGCAGAAGGCCCAAAAAAUAGUCAACAAGUACUACGAGUCAGCUUCAAAGAAUUUCUGCAACUUCUUGGAGGAGAAGGCCGUCACUCGGGUCAAAGAAGAUUACAAGAAUGUCCACGGUGACCUGUUCAAAGAGAGCGAGAAGCAGCUGCUCAAACACCUGGAGAAGAACGCUGUGGACGGCUUCAAGAACAGCAUGUACUUCCUGCGUUAUGUUCAGUUCAAAUGGUUGGAGAGCCAGCCCGUGGAUGAGGAGUGGUUCAUGGACUUCAGGGUCCUGGGCAAAGGAGGUUUUGGGGAAGUGUUUGCUUGCCAGGCCAAGGCAACAGGCAAAAUGUAUGCCAACAAGAAACUGGAGAAAAAGAGGCUCAAGAAACGCAAAGGCUACGAGGGAGCAAUCGUGGAGAAGCGCAUCCUUGCUAAAGUUCACAGUCGCUUCAUUGUGACAUUGGCUUACGCUUUCCAGACCAAGACAGACCUCUGCCUAGUUAUGACCAUCAUGAACGGUGGAGAUCUCAGGUUUCAUAUGUAUAAUGUGGAUGAAAAGAAUCCUGGUUUUGAUGAGAAACGAGCACGUUUCUACACAGCUCAGAUCAUCUGUGGGCUGGAGCACCUUCACCAGCACAGGAUCAUCUACAGAGACCUCAAACCAGAGAACGUACUACUGGAUGAUGCAGGACAUGUCCGCCUGUCAGAUUUGGGUCUGGCUGUUGAGCUUCCACCAGGAAAAGACAAAACUGCUGGAUAUGCUGGAACUCCAGGUUUCAUGGCCCCAGAGCUGCUCCAGAAGAAGGAGUAUGACUACACAGUGGACUAUUUUACUCUGGGAGUCACCCUUUAUGAGAUGAUUGCUGCCAAAGGGCCCUUUAGAGUUCGUGGAGAGAAGGUUGAGAAUGAAGAGGUAACUCGCAGAAUCUUGAACGAUCCAGUUUCAUACACACCAAACUUCAGCAAAGAGUGCAAGGCCCUGUGUGAAGGUCUGAUGGACAAGGACCCUGUGAAACGUCUGGGGAUCAAAAAUAAUGAUUGCUCGGAGCUCAAGAAUCAGCCCUUCUUUAAAGAGAUUAACUGGGGCCGUCUGGAUGCAGGCAUGCUACCUCCACCCUUUGUCCCCGAUCCUAAGAUGGUCUAUGCCAAAGACAUUGACGAUGUGGGCGCCUUCAGCACAAUCAAAGGCCUGGUCCUAGAUAACAAGGACACAGAGUUCUACAAUGACUUUGCUUCCGGUAACGUCCCGAUCCCCUGGCAGGAGGAGAUGAUUGAGACAGGUGUGUUUGGAGAGCUGAACAUCUGGGGCGAGGGCGGAAAGCUGCCCAAUGACCUUGACCCUAACUUCGUAGAAGCCAAAGGUGGGGGGUGUGUGCUGCUGUGAGUUAGAGCAAGAGAUGGCAACAGAGCAGAGAGCAAAUUGAACAAGUGAUCAUUUGGUGCCACACACUGGUUAUUUUCUUUGUACCAUAAUCUGUAAUAAGCAGUAUUAGUGGUGUAAUGAUAAACUAGCUUCACCUUUACCACAGGCA
Messenger RNA from Paralichthys olivaceus (Japanese flounder), 1828 nucleotides. It is a transcript of the gene grk1b, whose product is annotated as G protein-coupled receptor kinase 1 b. Gene Ontology annotation, molecular function: G protein-coupled receptor kinase activity; ATP binding. Gene Ontology annotation, biological process: regulation of signal transduction; signal transduction; protein phosphorylation. Gene Ontology annotation, cellular component: cytoplasm. The record is from RefSeq and is a predicted model, not a curated record. Lineage: Eukaryota; Metazoa; Chordata; Actinopteri; Pleuronectiformes; Paralichthyidae.